Phlebotomus papatasi is the source of this 3063-nucleotide messenger RNA. RefSeq names its product ubiquitin carboxyl-terminal hydrolase 16 (gene Usp16-45). The coding region runs from base 173 to 2899 and encodes 908 amino acids. Gene Ontology annotation, cellular component: nucleus; cytosol. The transcript is spliced from 4 exons. NCBI's taxonomy places the organism in Eukaryota, Metazoa, Arthropoda, Insecta, Diptera, Psychodidae. Gene Ontology annotation, molecular function: cysteine-type deubiquitinase activity; zinc ion binding; cysteine-type endopeptidase activity. The record is from RefSeq and is a predicted model, not a curated record. Gene Ontology annotation, biological process: protein deubiquitination.
AAAAAAUUCAUUUGGUAAAUACUUCAGUGUGAUGUAGAAAUCUUAAUUUUUUCUAUGGUUCUCUAUUUUCUGCAUUUUAGUCAAAAUACUUCCUACCAGAUUGCAAGAAACUUGUGAAAAAUAUUCCAUUGUCAAAGGAAACGGCACUGAAAGUGAUCUGCCACCCGUGAAAAUGGCAAAAAACAAAAGACAAGCUGACCCUGUCGUAGACAAUGACGGAUCUACGACGGAGUCCUGCGAUGAAAAGCAGAUAAAUUGCAAUCAGAGUGGAUCUGUUCCAUCGUGUCCGCAUGCAGCCAAAUCUGUGGAUCAGAAUCGUCUGCGGAAGCUCCUGAAGGCCAAUGGUCUGGACAUGGAGGAUUGCAGUGAAUGCAGCAAAGGAUCCACUGGUAAUUCCACUGCCGAAGGAGGAGACUUUGAGUACGACAGGUCUUUGUGGAUGUGCCUCAAGUGUGGCAGUCAUCUGUGUGGUCGAUCGCGCAAUCAGCACGCCCUCAAGCACUACAUGACGCCACGAUCUGACCAGCAUGCCGUCGUUGUCAACACCACCACCUUCGAUGUCUGGUGCUACCUCUGUGACAACGAAGUCAAUCCAUCCUGCCCCAAGAAACUCUUCGACUGCAUCGACUUCCUCAAGAAGGAGACGGCCAAGGCUCAAACGGCCAAAGUCAACAGCAUUGAGGAUAAGAUUAACGCUACCCUGGACACAAUUAGGCCCCUGUUCAGUGAUUCUGCCGAUAAUGCAUCAGCCCCAGCCAAAGCAUCCUCCCAAAACACUGUACAGUCCUCCUCUGUCAAUCGCAGCUGCAACGUCAAUGACCUUCCGCGUGUCCGUGGCCUCACGAAUCUUGGCAACACGUGCUUCUUCAAUGCCGUUCUGCAGUGUCUGGCCCAGACGCCCUACUUGGCCGAAAUACUCAAGGAAUCAGCAGAGCCUGGAGAACAAUUUCAACUUCCUGGCGGCUUACUGAAGCUGACAGACGGAACUGAGGUGAACCUACCUCCAAUUACGGGCACUCUCAAUGCUUGGGGCAAUCUCACGUCCACUCUGGCUGAAACCAUUGAUGAACUGAGGAGCGGAGGUGGAGUGUGCACUCCACGGAAACUCCUCAGUCAACUCAUUGCCAAGUGGCCGCAAUUCUCAGGCGGCGAUCAGCAUGAUUCGCAUGAGUUGCUGAGGCAUCUGCUUGAGAGUGUUCGUAGUGAGGAUUUGCGUCGCUAUCAAACUGUCAUCCUGCACUCCCUCGGCUACAGCAGCAAAGUCGAUCCGCAAACCGUUGAGGGAGAUAUGAAGCAGAAGAUUAAGUUCUACGGGCAGCAAGCGGCUGAUCGUAUUCUAAAGCCCGAACGUGUCUUCCGGGGCUUUCUUGUGUCCACUCUCAUGUGCCAAGAAUGCUAUCAUACCUCAUCGCGCCAUGAGUACUUCCUGGACAUUUCCCUGCCCGUGAGCAUGGAGAAGCCUCAGCCGCCGAUUCGGCGGAAGAACAGCCCGGAACCGGAAAAGGUACCAACCGUGUCUAAAUAUCGGGCCAAGAAGGAACGCGAGAAGGAGCAAAAGGCUAAGCGGCAGAAGAGGAAGAAGGCUCAAGCUAAUGCAGUGGCAGGAGAUGCUUCAGCUGCUGCGGAUUCAGCAACAAAUGCAGUGAAUGAUGAUUCAAAUGCCGAGUCGUCUUCUAAUGAACAAUCGGACGCCGAUGUCGAGGACAAUUGCCUGGAGGACGUACCGAAAGUAUCGAAGGAUUCAACGACACGCAAUCAAUCGGUUUAUGACUCAAAUGGCAAUGACACGGCCAAGAGUCCGGUGAAUCCGGAGAAGAUGGACGAUGCUCCGGAGAAUCCCAACAAAGAUGAACCGGAGGAGGAUGUGACGCGGAGUGUUUUGGUGGAGGUGGGAAUAAGUGAAGAUGGGGCAAAUAGUUUAGUGAGACAGAAUAGUAGUAAGACACGAACAAGUGGACUUGAGGGAGAGAUGGAGGGUUUGUCGUUGAAUGCUAAAUGGAAGGGUGGUAAUGGGGAUGCGGAGGACGAAGAGGAGGAAGAGGGCGUUGAUGCUGAUGGGGAGGAGGAGAGUGUAUCGCUGAGGCGAAAGCAGACGCGGACAAGGACAAUCAGUCAUGCAGAUUGGAAUACGACACUGGCCAUGAGGUAUCAGUGUGAAGAUGGUGAAUGUUCGGUGCAAUCGUGCUUGAAUAACUUCACAGCACUUGAGUUGAUGACGGGCAAUAACAAAGUAGGCUGCGAUGCAUGUACUGAGCGUCUCAAUGGGAAGGGUGGGAAGACCAUCAAUACCAAUGCCACAAAGCAAUUUCUCAUCUCUAGUCCACCGGCCGUCCUUAUACUCCAUCUCAAACGCUUCCAGAUUGGUCCGCGAUUUAUGUCACGUAAACUCUGCAAACCCGUCACCUUUCCCACAAUCCUCGACAUUGCUCCCUUUUGUGGGUCCAAGGUGAAGAAUCUGCCGAAUGUUGAUAGGAAGCAGAAGAAGUUGCUGUAUUCGCUCUACGGGAUUGUUGAGCAUUCGGGUGGAAUGAGAGCUGGCCACUAUAUUGCCUAUGUCAAAGUGCGACCACAGAUGACGCUGGAUGAUCAACGCUGGAAAUUUCCGCCGCAGGGUAGCAAGGCAGAGUUGGAUCAGGAGGAUGAGGAACGGAUGAGAUUGGAGGAAUCGCUGGAAAAGAGUAAAUUUGGCCUGGAGAAUGACAGCGAUGAUUCGUCCUCAACGUCAGCGGACACGGGAAUUGGGGAGGAGGAGGGAGCAGUGGGCGGGAGUGAGGAGCCAGAUGUGGAGCCACCACCAGGAAAGUGGUACUAUGUGUCGGACAGUCGAGUGCAGGAAGUAUCGGAGGAUGUUGCCCUUAAGUCCCAAGCCUAUUUAUUAUUCUAUGAACGCAUCUACUAACUUGGACAUUUUUAUUGGAAAAAGAAAACUUUAGCUCCAACACUCCCCCGAAUCCGGGUGAAUCCGGAAGGUGGAGUCUACUUAUAAAAAAAAAAUUCUCUGCGCUGAAACGAUUUAAAAUCUAAAUUUUGCUGAUAAAUAAAUGCGAGAUUUCAAAAAUAAAA